Ectocarpus sp. CCAP 1310/34 is the source of this 2293-nucleotide messenger RNA. Lineage: Eukaryota; Phaeophyceae; Ectocarpales; Ectocarpaceae. The record is from the annotation of a GenBank genome assembly.
AUGGCCGUGCUCUUUAAGGCUAUACAUUAUGAAGCGAUAACCUUCGGUCUUUCCGACCUCAAUUCAGCUUUGUUGCAGACCAAACCUCUUUUAUUCCGAUUCCUCCACAACUCUCCUCGGCCUGCACCCCACCGUGCCUGGGGUAGGCCGAGGUUCCGCACGUGGAUCUAGACCUCGAAAGACCACCCGACAAGACGGAUAUACGGUUUCUAGCACUGUUGAGAGGGGGAUCCUGAGUUUGGCGGUUGGGAGGCACUGCUGUCAUGAGAUCGGGGUGGCUCGUGAGGCGCCAGCUGUGGUAGCUGCAAUUGAGACUGGAUCCUUACGCCCCGGCUUGAACACCGGGGCUAUGCAGCAGCAGAGAGCACGGUGAGGGUGGCGGAGUGACCGCACGCCUUGGGGGUAUGCCCCAGAGAGAGGAAAAAAGAGAGUCCAGAGAUGGAGGGCCACCCAGCUCCGGGACAAAAGGACAACUAUGGGAAAAAUAGCAAGAACCGGGGUGACUAUCACGUUAGCCCGAGUGUUCACAAGAAAAAAGAAAAAAAAAAAAAAUAGGGGAAGAUGGCGGAAAAGGGGGGGUCGGGCGGCGCAUAGGCUAGCUAGGAGAGCAGCGCACGCCGCGCGAAAGAGACAGCAGGGUCAACUUCUUAGGGUAGCAACCUGGAACGUGCGGACUUUGGCUGUAAACGGGGCCAAUUAAUACGGGUGAGCCUACAGUGUUCUUCACGAGGCAGCGCGACAAGACGUAUCGGAGGAGUUUAUCGACGAACGCCUUAUGGCCAUGAGGUUUCUGAUANUGCUGUGGCACGGAGACUGGUGGAGUCCAUGGUGUGGGGAUAGCCGUCAAGGAGUCACUGUGCAAGACAUCCACGUUCACUAAGGAGUUUAUCGACGAACGCCUUAUGGCCAUGAGGUUUCUGUCGGCAGGCCACCGUGGAGCGGUCAACUUCGUAGCCGCGUAUGCUCCAAGCAAACCUUCAACCGCCGACAGCAAACGCGUGUUCUGGGGAUAACUUGACAGUCUCGUGCGGAGGAUACCUUCCAAAGAAUGUGUGUAUGUCCUACUGGACGCCAACGCGCGGACGGGAGAAAGGUUGGACGGAGGGGAUGGAAGGGAAAUAGGAAUGUACGGGCGUGAUGAGAACAACGACAAUGGCAUGCUACUGUUGAAUUUCGCAACGGAAAACAGGCUAGCUCUCACGAACACGUUCUUUGAGACACGCAAGGGUGGAAUAUGGCACACAUUCAACGGUGUGCCGGGAAACGAUUGCAAGGGCCUUGACUACAUCCUGACGAGGCAGGCACAUCGUGGCCGAGUAUCUAACGUGGUUGUGAUCCCCCAGCCGGUUCAUCCAGUCAAAACAGACUCAGACCGCAAUAUGGUAGUAGCCACCGUCAACCUCGGUGGCAGGCUUUGCCCACAACCGCGCAGUCCGGACUAAACCGAAACCGACGGCAGUUCGAAGCAGCACGGUGUGCGGUAACCAAUCGGUUCCUCCUUAACCUCGACACACGACUGGCGAGCGAACAACCGCCGCCGCGGAAUUGGGGACCGACUAUAUCAAUGCUCUCCUCGAAGCAGCGGGGACGACCCUGGGGGAGGAACCGCGGAGACGCCGCACGCAGGAGUGGUGUGAGACCCCAGAGACGCGAGCAGCGCUGGAGCAGGCCCUUAUUAAACGGCGGGAAGCGCGCCGGACGAUGAGGGGCAACUGGAACUCACCAACGUGGAGGGUUCUCAAAGCAGCGUGUAAGAGAGUGGCUACAGCAGUCGAAACGGGCAUUUAUGCCAACCUGGACGGAUAUGUGACUGAGCGCGAAGAAAUCUACAAAGAUCGCGACAUGCGAGGACUGUACCAACACCUCAAGAGAUCAGUGGGCCUCAGCGGGAGACAAGCGGAGGGACAGCAGUUCGUCGCGGAUGAGAACGGCGUGUUGCUCCGGAACAGGGACGACAUCCUCCAGCGGUGGGCGAGAUUCUUCAGCACCCUACUCAACACCAAAUCCCCCACCCUGAACCCAGACAUCAUCGAACGAGUGACGCAGCGGCCAGCGACACGUGACACUCAACGGUUGGGAGAUGUGCCAGCACUCGAGGAGGUGGCACGGGCAACGAAAGGUCUCAAGACCUGGAAGGCACCCGACCAUGACUCCCUCCCUGCCGAGUUGCUCCAAAUCGAUGACGACGAACCCUUCGUCCUGGGACACCUCCAUACCAUCCUCGUUAAGGUGUCGAGGGGGAGAUAUUCCGCGAGAGUGGAAGGAUGCAACCAACAAGGUGCUGUACAAGAAG